AUGGGCUGUGAACGCAGCGCACUUUCGCUGUGCUGACCUCUGACAGCAGCUCAUGGAUCCGCUCCCUCCCUUCACAAACACGGAAGCAGCAUGGCGUCCAACAGCAGCGGCGGCGGUGGCAGCUCCGACAGGCAACGGAUUGCACAGCAAAGACUGAGUAUAAUUGCCGGGCAUUUACAGAGACCGGUGGACGGUGACUCGACCAUCCUAGCCGCUGACUGCAAAGCCCAGGGGAGCAAGAGAGAUGGCUCCAGUGAGGGAAAGACGGUGCCGAGGAGGAGGCAGGAGAUUAUGAAAUGGAAUGGCUGGGGAUACAGCGAUUCAAGAUUCCUCUUCAAUAAGAAAGGUCAAGCAGAAUUUACCGGCAAAAGGUAUAGACUAAGUGGUAUGAUCAUCCCCGGUCUGAAAGAUUGGUUUGAAAACACAUUUGGAGCCAGUCUGCAGCAUAAAACUCCAGCAACACCCAUUCUGACUAGCAGUGCUGUACAGCCUCCCACUCUUAAUGAGGCCUUCGUAGAGGAAGUGAAAUCCACAGGUAUUCCCUUCUCUCAUGACGCAGAGGACCGGGUGUUUCGCGCCCAUGGCCAUUGCUUACAUGAGAUCUUUGCUCUGCGAGAAGGGAAAUUUGGUCGAGUUCCAGAUAUGGUGGUAUGGCCAAAUUGCCACAAUGAUGUAGUGAAAAUUGUGGAACUGGCAUGCAAACAUAAUGUUUGUUUGAUGCCAUAUGGAGGAGGGACUAGUGUCUCUAGUGCCCUAGAGUGCCCCCCAGAGGAAACUCGCUCUAUUGUCUCUCUGGAUACCUCACAGAUGAACCGCAUUCUGUGGAUUGACGAGAAAAAUUUAACUGCCCACGUGGAAGCUGGCAUCGUCGGUCAGGAUUUGGAGAGAUUGCUCAAUCAGAGUGGCUACUGUACAGGGCAUGAGCCUGACUCUAUGGAGUUCAGCUCCCUGGGGGGCUGGGUAGCAACAAGAGCAUCAGGCAUGAAGAAGAACAUCUAUGGCAACAUUGAGGACCUGGUCGUCCAUGUAAAGAUGGUGACCCCACGAGGGGUGAUUGAAAAGGGCUGUCAGGGCCCACGCAUGUCCACAGGGCCGGACAUUCACCACUUCAUCAUGGGCUCGGAAGGAACUCUGGGUGUGGUUACUGAGGUAACAAUGAAGAUUCGUCCGAUGCCGGAGUAUCAGAAGUACGGCUCAGUGGUAUUCCCUAAUUUUGAGCAGGGAGUUGCCUGUCUUCGAGAGGUUGCCAAACAGAGGUGUGCCCCGGCAUCUAUACGACUCAUGGAUAAUGAACAAUUUCAGUUUGGUCAUGCCCUGAAGCCUCAAGUAUCUUCAAUUUUCACAUCCUUUGUGGACGGGUUGAAGAAAUUUUACAUCACCAAGUUCAAAGGGUUCGACCCCAACCGCUUGUGUGUGGCCACCCUAUUGUUUGAGGGAGACCGUGAGAAGGUCCUGCAGCAUGAGAAGCAAGUUUAUGACAUCGCUGCUAAAUUUGGGGGCCUGGCAGCUGGAGAGGACAAUGGGCAAAGGGGCUACAUGUUGACCUUCGUCAUCGCUUACCUCCGGGACCUGGGGAUGGACUACUAUGUGAUCGGGGAGUCCUUUGAAACCUCUGUGCCUUGGGACAGGGUGUUGGACAUUUGCAGAAAUGUAAAGGCACGCAUCAUUCAAGAGUGUAAAGACAAAGGAGUGCAGUUUUCACCAUUAUCCACAUGCAGGGUUACUCAGACGUACGACGCUGGUGCCUGUGUCUACUUUUAUUUUGCCUUCAACUACAGGGGACUCAGUGAUCCAGUACACGUGUAUGAACAAGUGGAGCACGCAGCUAGAGAAGAGAUCCUUGCCAAUGGAGGGAGCUUGUCACAUCACCACGGAGCGGUGACCAAAUGAAAUGUGAGCAGGAGAGGGCGGCGAAACAACUCUCUGGGCCCCAUCAGGGCUAAACGAAAUGGCUGCCUUAUCUAUAUUGCCAUCCGCCUCGCUGUUUUCAUACAUCACUUCAGGCUAUUCAUCACACCUGUCAAAAACAGUAUGCAGUGAAUCAGCUGCGAUAUUAAAUCACAAUUUUUCCUGAAGGCGGGGACGGGUUCAAAAUUAAAAGAUUGCUAAUAAAAAGGAGGCGGCGGGCUGGGGGUAAAUGAUGCCGCCGUUAUCACCGGCUGUAUACUGACCUCCAAACGGUGGCCCAGCCACCCAGAGCAGCACAGGGAGGUGACAGGGGGGGAGAGGAGGGGAUAUUGAUGCAGCUCCCGCGUGCGAGGCCCACUCUGUAAUUGUGAUUAAUAACAGUAGGGCUCGCUAUCUGGGCGCAGACAGGCCGGUUUGUCUGCCCACAAUCAGUGUUUGACAAAUGGAGCUAGUUUCACUGGGUUUUGUGUAUCAAACAAAACAGAUGUAGUCAAGGAUGGUGAGGUGGGAGGGCACCGCAGGAAAUAUACAUUUUUGCGGCCCUAUAUUUACAGCAGGUCAGUGUUGUGCUGUGUGGGCGUAAGUAAGAGAAUCUGGGCGUGUAGAGCGCUGUACCUGUUUGUCUGCAGGACAUAAUACUCAGCUAACACCACCAUGUGUUGACUGCUGUCCACAAAAACACUGACAAUUUUAACUUCAGAUGGAGUCAUAUUUAUCACACUUACUUACAGGCAAAAGCUCAGUUAUAUGUUUGAUUAUUCGCUGGUUCUGAAAGCCAGAACAUUGGGAGAAAUGUCCUCUUUAACUAGGUCACCAGUGUCGCAGCGGUGAAGAGUUGUUGAACAUCCAUCACCAGGAGAGUCAUCCAUCUAUCAGCCCUGCACCGUGGCUUCUAAGCCAAUACUCUGGUUCGGCCAUAUCGCAGGAGCGCAGGGCCGCUACCUUAUCCCGUCUUUCAUGUCCUGACCCCCAUUUGUCAGAGAAGCCCAGGGGGGAGUGAGAGCAGCGUGUCAAGGGGUUGAGGCUCAGCCUGGCCUCUACGGUCUCCUCUGUGUGAGGGCCACCCCGGGGUGCCCAGCAUCUUCACCUCACCUUGUGGCCCUGCAAAGCUCCACUCUCACUAACUCGAAAACACGAAAAAUGACCUGAUUUGGUGAAGUUCCCCUCUUGCCUUUCGCCCUGUGCUUUUUCACACAAGAAAAAUAUGACACUUUAAAAAAAUAAAUAAAAAAUCUGUCAUUUCUGAAAUAACUACCUGCAUUUCUUUGCAUGUCUCAGCUGCACAGACCAAGCCUGGUGAGAUUGAUUGCAAUAGCAAGCAAAAAAGAGAGAAUAUGACAAGAUAGAUGUGUAAAUUAUCACAGUGAUGGAGGCAAUGAUGCAGUCCCAGCACCUUCUGUUUUCUCUCCUUUUCCUUAGAGGAGGGAGGGAUGGAGGUGGAACAAGGAGGAAGGGCUAAAGAGGAGGAGGUUGUAGAGAGCAGGGUACUUUCUUAGUUAUUGGGUAGCAGCGGAUUUGGUCCCUCUGUCACCAUCUGGAGGUGCGUGUGGUAUCAGAGUCCCUGGUGACCCCGCUGUGUGCCCUGUUUUGUCAGGAGACGGGCCUCACUAGCCUCAUGGCUGAUCCCCAUCUGGGUUUCCUGGCUGGACCCUGAUAACACAGCAGCAAUGCAUCAAGGCAGCCCCCUCUCUCAGCAUGCCCUAUUAACACUGGAGCUCCCCUGCUAGUGAUGCAAAGAGAGGCGUGUAGCGAGGGAAGGGAUGUCAUGUGAACGCUCCCAUCAUACACUUUGCAAUUUUCAGGCCUCCGUAUCUAAUCUCAAGUGAUUACACUGCUGGUUUCAAGUGUUUACUCAGCAAGCAGCACCUGUUCUAAACUGCUCUGUUCUCAAAUUUAUCUUUUUGACUUUUCGAAUAUAGAUAUCGUCUGUUUCUUUUAAGUUGACCUCCAAAAGUAACAUUUACCCAGCUCGGAUCGGACAUAUUUUAAGUUAAUUUCUGUCAGUCGUUUCUUUAUUCAUUUUUGUUUCUUUAUUAAUGUAGCCAUCGUAAAGUCCUUUGAUUAAGGCCCCAUUGAAUAAAAUCUUCUGAUAAUGACUAGAUAUUGUCAAAACCUCCAGAUGCUGCAGGGGUGUUCUUGUGAACCGGUGGUCAAAACUGCAUACUAUGUAAUUGCAACAUCCCCUGCUUGAUUCAGGCUGGCGACUAAAGCUGCAGCUAUUAACAGUUAUUUUGAUUAUCAAUUAAUUUAUUAUUUUUUGGAUCAGUCUUUUAGUCUAAAAAAUGUCAACAUUGUGAAAGAUGCAUGUCACAGUUUCUUAAACUAAAGCCUUGUUGACAAUCGAUUUAUUAUUUUCUUUUGAUUAAUUGACUACUCAGUUAGACACUGCUAGGCAUUGUAGGAUUAACCUUUCAGAGCAGGCUGGGGCAAAAAAUUACUGUUGGACCCCUAUUGUAGUUUUAUUAAACGCCAUUUUAUUUAGGAAUAUAUGCCAUGUGAGCACAGGGCCCCUUAACAUAACAGAGCCACAAAAUAAGACAAUACGUUAGUUGAUAUUGUACCUUAGCGGUUCUAAUACCUUAACAAAUGUGCAAUUAAUUAAAUUACCAAAAACUAAAUGACACUCAGUGAGUCUGGGGCUUUUGGGGGUCUUGGGGCCCCUCUGCAGUUGCCCGCUUAGCACGGCCAGGAUGACAAAGAUGAUCUGAAAAUCCUCAGCAUCUGUAGAAAAUGUGAAACCUCAAAGUUGGUCCUCAUCAUACAGAUCGUGGCUGUGUUUACAAAACAAUUCUACAGCUUUAUUGGCUUGUAGAAAAUGAACGUUUUUAUUUGAAGUUCUCUAACUAGAGUUUGGCUCUCCAGUUAGGUUUUUCUCGUCCUCCGCAGUCACCAGAUCUCUCGCUGGCUCCAGACUCUCCGCUAAGAACCUGUCGGGUACAGACGCUGUGGAGUAUGUCGGACUGGACAGCUGGUGAAGCAAUGGGCACCCUCACUAGGCUUCAUGCCACAGCCGCUCUCACUCCUCAGGUUGGAGGUUUGGAGGAGGAACAGGGAGGGUGAAGAGCGGCUGAAAGCCAAAGUCCUGCUGACAGAGGACCAUUGUGUGGUGCUCCGCGGUUGGCUUUGGCACCCUGUUGGUGAUCAGGCCAGUGUCACAGGGCACAGAGCGGCAUUCAGGACAAGGAAGCACAACAGCCUCACAGGUCAGCUGGAGGAGCGCGCUCGUGUGCACAAUGAGACAGAAACACACACAGAGAAAACGCUCCAGUGACUCUGGAGGGAGGGAAAUGGAGGGGAGUGGUGGCUCAAAGAGUGAGGGAGCCGGGGACGCCCCACUACAGCCGCCAGCCGGCCCCUCCUCUGGGAACACACAGAGCCUAAUGAGUUUGAUAGUCUGCUGAGCUCCAUAAAUCAUGCCAUGCAAAACAUUUCUCCUCUCUGAAUAAAAGCAUUUAUCACCCUCUGUUUAUUCACUCACUCUCACAAGAUUGAUUGGCUCCCAGCAGCCUGCUGAGCAAUCAGCCGUGCCGAUUCCUCUAUUUCUCCCCCUCGGUCCUCUUCCUUGAGUUUAUUUAUUUAUUUAUUUUCUCUCCUCUUGUCAUUCAGUGGGGAAACUUCGGAAGGAGUGGAUGAGAGAGACCGUCUCCAACGUCGGCAUGGGGAUGCUUAAGUCUGUCAAGGACUACGUGGACCCCAAUAACAUCUUCGGCAACAGGAACCUCCUCUAAUUUCCCGCUCCUGUCCGUCUUUAUCUCACCCUUUUUUCUAAAAGCAUCUUGAGCAUUUUGGUUUAAUAGAUACUAAAUGUAAAUUUAAAAUGGACAGAGAUCUUUUUCAUCUAAAGUGUCAUUCGGUGCCAUUUACUGAUUCACCCAAACCUUUUCUUUUACAUUAUAUUGCACUUAAUAUGCUGUAACAAUCAUUGUCAUUCAUGAUGAAGUUCAUUUUUGCUGUUGGGUCAUGACCUCUACAGCCACGAUGCAACAAAACCUUGAUUUUGUCAUAUUUGCUUAUGUUUAACCAUUUCCUAAAUAUCCUUGCCAACAUGGUUAAUUCAUCUGUUUGUUUUUACUUUUCCUCUGUGUGUGUGUGGGUGUGUGGCACUUCUUUAGUGGUGAGUUCAAGAUGAAUGCGCUUUCUAAAGCUCUGUGCCUUUCUAAAGCUUUUGUCUGCCGUCCCCUUCUCCUACUACACACUCUGCUGUUGUAUGUACAGUGAGUCCCUUUGUGAAGCAACUUGGACAUGAUGUUUUCUGUGUCUCUAGUUCAUCUUCCUCACCCUCACGCCUUUUGUUGUACUGACCUAUUGCCAUAAGAGACUUUUUCUGGACUGUGUGUGUGUGUGUGUGUGUGUGUGUGUGUGUGUGUGUGUGUGUGUGUGUGUGUGUGUGUGUGUGUGUGUGUGUGUGUGUGUGUGCGCUUCUUGUUCUACUAAAGCCUCCCUCUGCCCCACCAAAUUUUAACCUAAGAAGUACAGUAUGAUUACAGAGAGAUAUUCCUUGUGUGUUUAUUUUUGUUGUACUGAAAGCAUUUACCUUGCAUGGUUUGUUACUGAGAAAUUGAAGUGAGGGGAAAAAAAACAUUGUGUUUUUCCUUCUGCUUCAACGUGACCGCACUUGCAAAUUUUAAGGCCUCUGGAUCCCGGUGCUCGCGUUGUACCAAAGACUCAACACAUCAGAUCAUGCAAACAUACUAACAUACGUAAACAUAUGUUGACAUUUAGUAACUUCAUGCACAGCUAAACUGUAUUUUUUUAAUCAGUAUAUGCAAAGAUAACCCUUCCGAGAGCUGUAGAUAUUUGACUGUUACAUGUGCUUUCUAUUAAACACAAUUACAUCAUGUUUCUUAUGUUCAAGACACUAUUGAAUUAUUUCUGCUCCAUGUAAUUGGUGUUGCCCAGAAAUUCCUCCUGAAAUAGUUUUCCCUCGUUAGUGUGUCUGUACUGUGUAAAGGUUUUUGGAACGGAUACUGUAAUGUACUACAAUUAGAUACCAGACUUGUACUAUUUGUCACUGUUAACCAGCGAUUCUGAAGCAAAGCAAAGCUUUAAGAGAACCGUUUGCUGAGGAAUCUUGCCUUUUUUCUCCCUUCUGAUCUGUGCGUCACAUUUUCCUGGACCACCAUGUCCUUUUUAAUUCAUAAUAUUUCCCCAAAUAAAAGGACUCAUUAGGGACCUAUCAUGUGACUUUUUACCUCCUGUGUCAAAAUCGUGCGAGAGCUUUUGAAUGUUAUGGAUGUACCUUUUUUUUGUUAUUUUCCACUUCUCUUAACAACGUAGUAACAUCCAAGUACAUUUUGUCAAUGCUGUUUGUGCAAUAAAUUGAGCUAAAACAUC
This is a messenger RNA of Siniperca chuatsi (mandarin fish), 7242 nucleotides long. RefSeq names its product alkylglycerone phosphate synthase (gene agps). The coding region runs from base 91 to 1890 and encodes 599 amino acids. The record is from RefSeq and is a predicted model, not a curated record. The transcript has 20 exons. Gene Ontology annotation, biological process: lipid biosynthetic process. Gene Ontology annotation, molecular function: alkylglycerone-phosphate synthase activity; FAD binding. Lineage: Eukaryota; Metazoa; Chordata; Actinopteri; Centrarchiformes; Sinipercidae.